AUGGGAAAAGGAAGGCGACGAAUCUCGGCAAGAGAUAAAAAUCUAGCAAAACAAGAUAAGAAACAGGUCAAAAUCCCUAAAACAAAAAGUGCGAUUUCUUCCGAUAAGGUGUCUACGGCGGCUUCCGUCCGGCGUCUUCUCCGGCGCCGGUGCUUGCUGGAUUCCUUCUCUUCAGGCCCGUCCCACCUCAUGGGACAGAAAAAACCCAAAAAAUCCUCUCCAUCAAAACUCUCUCGUUCGCAGAAGUCGGGUCCUCGGAAUCACAAACCGUCGACUUCGUCUUCUCAGUCUCCGGUGGCUGCGUCCCCGGCGACGACAUCUUCUUCACCUACUCUAGGCGUCGUGCCAGUGCCUGUGGUUACUGGUGUCGAUGCUUCCCCUGUUGCAAUCUCUCCCAACCCUACUGGGAUCGAUCUUGCUCCUAUCGCUGCCCCUAUUGUUGCUCCUGUGAUCGCGACUAUGGUUGCUGAUCCAGAACCAACCAACAAAGUUUCCAGGGCUGAAGAAGCCAAGGAAUCAACUGCACCUCCUGUUGAAACUGUGAUCGCGCCAAGGGUUGCUGAUCCAGAACCAACAAACCAACCAAUAUUGGCUCGAGAGGAUCCGGCUAGGACAAUCUCGAAUGGGCCUAGUGCUGCGUCUGCGAUUCGCACUUCAGUAACGAGUAAAGAUCCGACAGCAAAGGCUGCAGAUACUUGGGCCUCUCUUAUAAUGGGGGCAGGAAGACACGAAGGAGUCGCUCUAGAGGCAAAGCUUGGGCUGAAAAAAGAGCAGCCAGUGAUACACCAUUACCUAACGGUUCAUCUGUACAGGAGGUUGUCAAUGUUGACUCUAAAUUGGGAACAUCCAAGGACUUUACUCUUGGUGAGUCUAGCAAGCUGGUAG
Messenger RNA from Arabis nemorensis, 885 nucleotides. The record is from the annotation of a GenBank genome assembly. Lineage: Eukaryota; Viridiplantae; Streptophyta; Magnoliopsida; Brassicales; Brassicaceae.